CCGAUGCAGAGGUUCCAGUACAUCCAACCAGAACCAAGCAUCAAGACAGACAACGACAGGACCAUCGAGCUAGUUUGGAAAGAGGUGGUGUAGGUUAGCCAUUGAAAUUUCUUGUGGACGUGAUCAUUGUUUUUCGUGAAAAUGAGUUCUAAAGCUGAAAAGGAGAGACAGAAACAAAUUCAAGAUAAAUGCCAAACUCUCUUGACUCAAAUGUUGAGGGAUGAAGAUAACAAAUAUUGUGUAGACUGUGACGCAAAAGGGCCAAGAUGGGCGUCCUGGAAUCUGGGUAUCUUCUUGUGUAUCCGAUGUGCUGGAAUCCAUCGUAACCUGGGUGUCCACAUCUCCAAGGUCAAGUCUGUCAACUUGGACUCAUGGACUCCUGAGCAAGUUGUUAGUUUACAGCAGAUGGGUAACUCACGUGCACGCGCUGUCUAUGAAGCCAACCUCCCUGACAACUUUCGUCGGCCUCAGACAGACACGGCACUGGAAGCAUUCGUCAGAGCUAAAUAUGAGGCCAAGAAGUACAUUGCUCGUGAGUGGGUGCCACCUCCUCUCCCAAAGGUAAAUUGGGACAAAGAAUUAGACGAAGAGGCAGAAAGAGCAAAAAAGAAGAAACGUGAAUCGAAGCUUUCAACAACACCUGUGACGAGUUCAGGCCGAAAAGUGUUGGACAGUGUAAUACCUCAGCCUCUCCCCAAGCCCUCGACCAGUCCUAAGCCACAGCGGACUUCACAGCCUGUCACAGCCACUGCAGCAGUGUCACAACCUUCUGCUGAUCUUCUGGGGCUGGAUACCCCCCUGCAGGAGAGUACACCGGCAGUGUCAAGUGCAGCGGUAGAUGACUUUAGCAGUUUCCUGUCGGCCCCAGCCCCUGCUCCUGCCCCUGCUGCCCCGCCCACAGCUGCCCCCACAUAUCGUUCGGCUGAGGAGGACAGCUUCUUCAACCAGCCCCAACAGGGUAGCCCUGCUCCCUCAGGCAAACUGACCACGGAUAGUAUCUUAGCUCUGUACGGCAAGAGUCAGCCUCCUCCCGUCGCCCCCUCGCAUGCAUUCCCAAUUCAAGGUGGCUUCAUGCCCGUGGCUCCUGGAGCAGGCUUUCAGCAGUCACCAUUUGCUGUCCCCAACGGGAUGAUUCCUUCUACUCAGAUACCUGUUCCUGUCCAGAGUGGAAUGUUUCCCCCUAUGGGUGUGGCGGCACCUCCUACGAACAUUAAUCCAGCAUCGAAUCCAUUCUACAACAUGGCACCCACUCAGCCAGUACCUGUGUCCUACUCGACCGGAACCAGGUUGACUCAGCAAAUGUCAGGACUGAACCUGGGGGUAAAUAUGGUCCCUGCAAACCCCUACCAGCCUACCAUUCCCCCACCUCUCUGGCAGUAACCUGCUCUAGCUGCGAUGUCUCUCAACCCUCGUCGACAAGACGCUGUCAUAUCAUUGGUUCUUCAAAAAAAAUAUAUAUAUAUAAUUCCAUGUUAAUUUCUAUUUAUUGAUACUGUUUAUUUUCAAAUCUAUUUGUUCGGUGCAUAGAUGAUUUUGUUGGUCCUUGACGUUAGUAUGUUUAAAUGUUGAAAGUGGAUGUAAAAAUUAACAAGUAUUUAUAAUAAAAAUUGUUUUUUCUGUACGAAAAAAUAAGAUUUAUACAGCGUGUGCAAUAUGAUGUCUGAUCCUGUUAUUUAUAAUUUACAGUAAAUUAUAAAUUUUAUUACUGUCAAUUAAGUAAUGCUUAUCAUUAAUUGGUAUAUUGUCAAUUAAUGAAUAAAUCGUGUUAAUUGAUUAUUAUA
Molecule: messenger RNA, 1781 nt
Organism: Homalodisca vitripennis (glassy-winged sharpshooter)
Lineage: Eukaryota; Metazoa; Arthropoda; Insecta; Hemiptera; Cicadellidae
Product: stromal membrane-associated protein 1-like
Exons: 9
Coding region: 142-1380 (412 amino acids)
Molecular function (GO): GTPase activator activity; metal ion binding
Source: RefSeq, a predicted model, not a curated record